This is a messenger RNA of Canis lupus familiaris (dog), 10279 nucleotides long. It is a transcript of the gene AGAP1, whose product is annotated as ArfGAP with GTPase domain, ankyrin repeat and PH domain 1. The coding region runs from base 40 to 2703 and encodes 887 amino acids. The transcript has 20 exons. Gene Ontology annotation, molecular function: protein binding; GTP binding; GTPase activity. The record is from RefSeq and is a predicted model, not a curated record. NCBI's taxonomy places the organism in Eukaryota, Metazoa, Chordata, Mammalia, Carnivora, Canidae. Gene Ontology annotation, cellular component: nucleus.
GCGGGGGGCGCGCGCGGCUCCGGGCGCGGCGCCUGCACCAUGAACUACCAGCAGCAGCUGGCCAACUCGGCUGCCAUCCGGGCCGAGAUCCAGCGCUUCGAGUCGGUCCACCCCAACAUCUACUCCAUCUACGAGCUGCUGGAGCGCGUGGAGGAGCCGGUGCUGCAGAACCAGAUCCGGGAGCACGUCAUCGCCAUCGAAGAUGCCUUUGUGAAUAGCCAGGAAUGGACGUUAAGUCGAUCUGUCCCGGAGCUCAAAGUGGGAAUCGUGGGUAACUUGGCCAGUGGCAAGUCGGCUCUGGUACACCGGUAUCUGACCGGCACGUACGUCCAGGAGGAGUCUCCCGAAGAUAUGGAUGCAGGUGGCAGAUUCAAGAAAGAGAUCGUGGUGGACGGCCAGAGCUACCUGCUGCUGAUUAGAGAUGAGGGGGGUCCUCCAGAGGCGCAGUUUGCCAUGUGGGUGGACGCUGUGAUAUUUGUCUUCAGCCUGGAGGAUGAGAUAAGCUUCCAGACCGUUUACCACUACUACAGUCGGAUGGCCAACUAUCGGAACACGAGCGAGAUCCCUCUGGUUCUGGUGGGGACCCAGGAUGCCAUAAGUUCCACCAACCCGCGGGUCAUCGACGACGCCAGGGCGCGGAAGCUCUCCAGCGACCUCAAGAGGUGCACCUACUACGAGACGUGUGCCACGUACGGGCUGAACGUGGAGCGGGUCUUUCAGGACGUUGCCCAGAAGAUCGUGGCCACGAGGAAGAAGCAGCAGCUGUCCAUAGGGCCCUGCAAGUCGCUGCCCAACUCCCCCAGCCACUCGUCUGUCUGUUCCGCGCAGGUGUCCGCCGUGCACAUAAGCCAGACCAGUAAUGGAGGCGGGAGCUUAAGCGACUAUUCCUCCUCCGUCCCGUCGACGCCAAGCACCAGCCAGAAGGAACUGCGAAUCGACGUCCCCCCCACUGCCAACACGCCCACACCUGUCCGGAAGCAGUCCAAGCGCCGCUCCAACCUUUUCACCUCUCGGAAAGGGAGUGACCCAGACAAAGAGAAGAAAGGCCUGGAAAGCCGAGCGGACAGCAUCGGGAGCGGUCGAGCCAUCCCAAUUAAACAGGGCAUGCUGCUGAAGCGAAGCGGCAAAUCGCUGAACAAGGAGUGGAAAAAGAAGUAUGUGACCCUGUGCGACAACGGCGUGCUAACCUACCACCCAAGUUUACAUGACUACAUGCAGAAUGUUCAUGGUAAAGAGAUUGAUCUUCUGAGAACCACUGUGAAAGUCCCAGGGAAGAGGCCACCCCGAGCCACGUCAGCCUGCGCGCCCAUCUCCAGCCCUAAAACCAACGGCCUGUCCAAGGACAUGAGCAGUUUACACAUCUCACCAAAUUCAGGGAAUGUCACUAGUGCGUCUGGGUCUCAGAUGGCGAGCGGCGUCAGCCUGGGCUCCUUCAGCGGCCGGCCGGAUGGCAUGCAGCAGCGCUCCUACUCAGUCUCCAGUGCCGACCAGUGGAGUGAGGCUACGGUCAUUGCAAACUCGGCCAUCAGCAGUGACACGGGGCUGGGCGACUCCGUGUGCUCCAGCCCAAGUAUCUCCAGCACCACCAGCCCCAAGCUCGACCCGCCCCCCUCCCCUCACGCCAACAGAAAAAAACACCGGAGGAAGAAAAGCACCAGCAACUUCAAAGCCGACGGGCUCUCCGGCACCGCUGAAGCCAAACGCAAGGCUUGGAAACUAAACCGUGUUGGUAGCCUGCGAAAUAUUUACAGCAGCAGCAGCACCAACACCGAAGAACAAGAAGAAAACUUUGAGUUUAUCAUUGUGUCCCUCACUGGCCAGACGUGGCACUUUGAAGCCACCACAUAUGAAGAGCGGGAUGCGUGGGUCCAAGCCAUCGAGAGCCAGAUCCUAGCCAGCUUACAGUCAUGUGAGAGCAGCAAGAAUAAGUCCCGGCUGACGAGCCAGAGUGAGGCCAUGGCUUUGCAGUCGAUACGAAACAUCCGCGGGAAUUCCCACUGCGUGGACUGCGACACCCAGAAUCCUAACUGGGCCAGUUUGAACUUGGGAGCCCUCAUGUGCAUCGAGUGCUCAGGGAUCCACCGGAACCUUGGCACGCACCUUUCUCGAGUCCGGUCGCUGGACCUCGACGACUGGCCCAUCGAGCUUAUCAAGGUGAUGUCAUCCAUUGGGAAUGAGCUGGCCAACAGCGUCUGGGAAGAGAGCAGCCAGGGGCGGACGAAACCCUCGCUGGACUCCACAAGGGAAGAGAAGGAGCGGUGGAUCCGGGCCAAGUAUGAGCAGAAACUCUUCCUGGCGCCGCUUCCCUGCACGGAGCUGUCCCUUGGUCAGCACCUGCUGCGGGCCACCGCCGACGAGGACCUGCGGGCUGUCAUCCUGCUGCUGGCGCACGGCUCCCGGGAGGAGGUGAAUGAGACGUGCGGAGAGGGCGACGGCCGCACAGCACUGCACCUGGCUUGCCGGAAGGGGAAUGUGGUCCUGGCGCAGCUCCUGAUCUGGUACGGGGUGGACGUCAUGGCCCGUGACGCCCACGGGAACACGGCGCUGGCCUACGCCCGGCAGGCCUCCAGCCAGGAGUGCAUCGACGUCCUGCUGCAGUACGGCUGCCCCGACGAGCGCUUCGUGCUCAUGGCCACCCCCAACCUGUCCCGGAAGAACAAUAACCGGAACAACAGCAGCGGGAGGGUGCCCACCAUCAUCUGAGGACCACGCACCCAUCUGCCCGCCGCACCCGGGCACCCACAGCCUCAUACCCCCUCUUGGAAGUCACGACACGUGAGUCCCAUCACGUCCCCACUCUCCUCCUGGUGGCUGCCCGCCCACCCGCCCUCACUCCACGCGCAAAUCACAAAACCUGACCGUCCUCCCUGGGGCAGAAGAGGAGGCCAGGAGGCUGCCGAACGGAUUCCUUUUCAUGAACUCCCCUAACAACAAGCAGGACCCACCGGCGGGCCUUGGUUUGUUGAUGAUAGCACACGGCGAGGGACCCUCCCUUCCCCCCCUCCCCCCGCGUCGGGCGGCCUGUUGACACAGAGCCCUGUAGACACAGAGCACGGCACAAGGGACGGGGACGCGAGGGGGAGGGUGGGCAAGGAGCAAGGGGAAGGGUAACUCUCCUUAACUGGCAGUUAAGCACAUCAGUACAUUUCACCUCUACCAAACGGAACACUUGGAUUUCAUCUCCUCUCCGAGGAGCUUGACGGCAUAAAUCAGAAGCAAGCAGAGUUUGUCAGGUUUGAAGCCCCUAUGAUGGUAUGUGUCAAAUCAGUUGUGGCUAAUCUGUCCGGGGAGAAUACUGGCUUCAUUACACUUGUAUAGUUGAGUUCUUCCAGCAUUACCGCUGUUUAAUAGAACAUGAUUAGUCAUCACCGAGAAGAAAGCAUAUUAGCCGAGGAGGUAGUUACGCAGCACGCUCUGAUGAUUGCCACGAUGUGAUUGCAAUACUUCUUAGAAGCAUCGUAUUAUCCCAGACAUGUUCUUUCGAGCCCUUGGAGCCCUCCUUUCUAAAUUCACUGUCAUAAUUUAGUAUCUGUUUAAUUUUUCAGUCCAAAGAGGGGAAACCAGUUGCUGAGUAUUAUUUGACUGGAGUCUCCUUGGGUGCAAAAACAAAAUGGAAAAAAUAAAUAAGAGUUAAGUCACAAAUUCAAAAGGAAAUCAUAAAUUCAAGCUAAUAAUAACAUUUUGAGGCCAUGUAGUGAACUAAGUCAAUGCAUAAAAUGCUUUUUUUUUUCCACCUCCCACCCCCCCGCCACACCCCCAAAUAUGAGAGAGCUUUCACUCCCUUUUGCUAAGGUGGCUGUCUCGGCCAGUCCCGAGCCACACCGGAGUGUCACACAGGCUUCUGUGUCAUGUCUUUAGAUAAGAUUGUGAAAAUCUAUUUGAAUAAAAGAAGUUCAUAAAUAUGCAUUGAUUUUUGUACAGACAAAUGGCACCUCUGUUAAUUUAUAAAUUGAACUGGAUGUGAACAAAUAGCAUGCAACUAGUUGAAAUAAGAGGGUUACAGAUCAUUGUACCUGGGAAACACUCCCAGCAGCAAACACUUCCAUUAAUGUGAUCGACAGCUUUUAAAAAGGAACAUAUCAGAAGAAGACGGUGGUACAAUUUGCUUAUUAAAAUCGAGAAAGGAAAAAAAAAAAGACACUUAGAUGCCUAUGAGAGAGUGGGGGAAGGAGGCAUGUGAUUUCUCAUUAUUUAGAUCUGAUACCACUUCUGCAGGCCCAGAGGAAGGGGCCCCGCGGAGAAGCCGGGGAUGAUUUUCUGAAUACCAGACCCGGGUGCUUUUGCGGAGGCGGGUCCUGACCGGCCACCCACGGUUCUGUGGCACUGGCUGGCCCCUGACUUGGUGGCCAGGCCCUCCGCCUCUCCUUCAUUGGGUCACCUGGCCUGCCGUCGUCCCUGUGUCUGUGGCUGCCUGAGACCCCAGCCACCUUCAGCAUGGUGGGCAAACGCAGUAAACCAGGUCAUGACACCUUGGGUUUAAAACAAGAAGGGGUGGCUGUGCCUAGAGCCCAUUAGCAGGUGUGACCUGGGAGAGGUCAUCCUACUGGGAAGGCGACUCUGGACCGCUGUCAGCACAGGAGCAGGGCCACGUCCUCCCGGCAGCCUCCAGGCAAGUUCCUUGCUCUCAUAUAUUAAACCUUCUAUUUUCUAAGAGUUUUUCUCUUCUUUCACUUUUUAAAAAAAAAAUUUAAGUAGGUGGGGAAAAAAAAUAAAUCUUUACACUGAAUUUAUAUGUGGGUCAGUGUUUCAUGGACAUUUGUAACCUUGAUUCAGCUGCGUGGAACCCAGCAGGCUCCAGGAAUAGGUACAGAAGCCACGAGGCUGAGAGCCUUGACACCAGGUCCCUAAUCCUCCCCUCCAGCCCCGAUUUUUAAUUCUGUGUUUCAUCACUGUGUAGUUAUUUUAAAUGUGAAUAGAAAAAAAAUGUCAUUGCCUAUUUUUGAAGAACACGUUACUGUGCUAACCCAGCUAUCCACACUCGCCUCCGCACAGCCUUUAGCCUAGACUUUACAUAGUGAACGCAGAUAUAGUAUAAAUGAAAUUCUUAAAUUAUUUCAUUGUAGCUAAUUCCCGCUCUAGGAAUGCUCUAUCAUAUAGCAAAGCCUCGUUUUGAAAAGAAACGGAAAAUUCCUUGUAAGGCUUCUGAGAUGUAUAUGAGUGUGUACAUAUUAUUAUAUGUGUUUAUAAUAUAAUAUUUUCCCAAACGACUUUUUUUCACGUAGCCUUUCACAACCUGAAUGCUAGAUUGGUCUGGUUUGGUUUGGUUUUUCUCUCUCUUCUCUCUCUCUCUCCGGCAUGGGGACUUUAUGGAUUCCUUCUCAGAAAACUUGACCCUUCCUCUGCUAUUUUUAGCAACGUUGAUCUGCUCCAGGAGGCAGCCGGCUUUCCUGAGCCUGAGUUUGGGCAACAGGGGAGAGGUGGUGGUGGAUUUCAAGGGUCGUUCUCCAAAUAAAAGUGACCGGUGGCUAAUCUGUAUUUCGGCGUCACACCAGAAGGCCUUUCUUCGCCUGUACAGUGCUCACACUUCCAUCCUAAAGCCUUGCUCUCACACCAAGGUGGGGAAGAUAAAGCCAAGGGCUGGCAUUAGAAACAACCAGUUUGGGAAGGGGGUCGUGUUGUUGUCACUGUUUUUUCCCACGCCACGGAAGGUUCCGUGAAGUGACGGUGAUGAGAAGACACCACUGCACAGUCCACAUAGCCUUUUCUAUUCAGAAUUAAAGUUCCCUUAACCUGAAGUCACCUGCUGCGGAAGGCACGGGUGCAUGUGGUCACCAGGGAAUGUAGCAUCACGAUCUGGCGGGGUUCCUGCAGGGGAAGGAGCCUUGAUUCCGUCUCCUGUCGUCUCAGGAGAUGAGCAGCCUGAGGGUGCACAAGUGACAUUUUCAUGAGUCUUUGACCCCAUGAGCAGGUGCAGUUCCAUGUGUCCCAGUAAAAGCACGUUGCAUAUAAUUACCCCAGAAAGCAGGGGAAGGCAGUGGGGGUGCUUGUCGAUCACAGGGCUGCCGAGCGCCCUUGUGGGAUUGCUCUUGACCAGAAUCCUACAAGCCCAUUCUCUGCCCCUGAGCCCAGGCAGUGGGUGGCCCUCCCAGGACCUGUGCCGGCCGUGCCUUUCCACCUGUCCUCUGGAGUUUUGUCUAGCCUGCUGAGGUCUGCUUGGACCCAGCCUCUGCCGUCUGGCCUACAGACCAGUCUGCCCAGUUUUGUAACAUCUGCACACUUCCUGUACAUCUGCAGAGGAGCGGUCACAAACUUCAUUAGGGGAGAGCAGACCUGGCUUCCCUGGGCUCUGUUGCCCCUCCCGUGUAGCCUUGGCCAGGUACCCAGCUCUGGGCCUCUUCUACAACAGUGACACUGGGGUGGUCUCGCAGGAUCUGAUGACCAGUUGGUUUCCAACCAAUGUGAUAAAUGCCAGGGGCUGUAUGCUCAGGAAAUGGGAGUGUCCAUUAGGAACAGGAAUGCUGAUAGCCCCAAAGCCAGGGCACGUGCCUGGAAGGCUGCCCCUCGACGCUGGCAGCGCAUCCUCCAGCCAGUGCCCUAGGGAGUCAGCGACAGCAUGUUUGCCAGCCCCCCGAGCCUCCGGGCCUCUCCUCUGCCGAGCCAGUCGGUGCCCUUCCCCACCCCCAUGUGCUGGGAGCAGUGUCAGAGGAGGGGGUGAGGCUCUCUGUGAGCCCCUACUCCCAAAGAGCCCCUCCCCCGAGGGGAGAGCCACGCUGCCCACGUCCUGACCUUUAUCCUCCAUUCCUGUUGUCAGAGUUCGAUUUCCCAGAAACAAAGAAAACGUUGAGUCUUACCCUCGUGCAUUCGCUAAGGUCACCUUAGGCCCAACAUUGACCACAUCUCUGCUACACCCUGUGGUAGACAGGCCUCCGUCCCUUCAGAAGCCGCCAGGAGGCUGCUGGGACACUCCCCACACUGGGUUCUCCGAGCUGGCUGGAGAGCACCAUGCUGACGGGGCUCAGGGCUCUACGGCCUCCCUCCCCGUCAAGGCCGGCGUUCAGCUUCCCUUGGGCCCACGCUUGGUGAAUACCUCUUCUCCUCCAGGGUGGCCGUUGGGUCCUGCCCGGCCCCCAGCCCGCACUGCGCUCAAGGAUGUGGAUCCCUGAGGCUCCAGCUCUGCCAAACCUUCCUUGCAUUUAGAAUGCUCUGGAAAUAACUCCACAUUCCCACCUAGGGAGGGUAGAGGCUCCAAAAGUAAGUAUGCUCAGACCUCCAAAACUUCUCGAAAGGCAAAGAUAAUUGGAAAGCAAAUCCAUUACCCCUCCACCGGCUGCUUUGCCCUCCCCCAUCUGCUCUAUUUCCAUCCCUCACGCGCCCCCCAAGGUCGGUGUGACUUUCUAGAACUCCCCUGGAUUGUAUUUAUGUCCUUCAACAAACAAAUUGAAAACCAGUCAGGAAGGAAUUCAAAUAGCAAUGUGCUGAAGAUACACAUCUUUCUUUCCCAGGGAAUAUAAUUUAUCUCUAACUCCCUCCUCGAACGUGGGUUUCACACAUUGUGAAGUCCUGUCUUCAAGUGAUUUUCACCCUCAUCCUUCACCAAAAGCUACAUAAGGGCCUUUGGCAUCCAGGCUCGGAUUUUUCACUUUGGACCAUUAUCGACGUGUUGCUUUCUUGAAUUCCCAAGUGGCUUUCCUCUGGAAGGCCUGUGGUCAGUGAGUCUUCGGCGUGGGCCCCGCCACCCCGGCCAGGGCCCCCGGGGUGUGGUGCUCACAGUGGGCAGGGGGCUGGCGGUGGGGUCGCCCCCACUCUGCUCCGUGCCCUGCACCCUGACGGCUCCUUCGCGGUUCAAGCAUCUAAAUCAGGUGGCCUUUCAGUCAACACGUUGAAUUGCUUCCAAUUUCGCAGAAGAGAGAAGGGGGCGUGGGUUGGUCCCUGGAGUAGACGGGAGUGGUGUCUGGCUUUUCUCUCCACUGCUGCCGGGAAAGCACCCCUGGGACCCAGAAUGGCCAGGACCCUGGAGAGGAGAGAACAGCAGGGCGGCUCUGGGGGUCCACACCCCCCACACUGGGCCCCUCCCCCUUCCCCUCCAGGAAGAAAGGACACAGAACAGGUUAGAAUUCGUAUUUCAAACACACGCAUGUUCUUCCCCUUAGAGGAGAAAGGCUGUCCUUACAUAGAUUUUUUUAAACAAUAUUAAUGGAUUCCCUAUUGAAUGUUGGAUGCCUACUGCUUUUUGAACCUAGAUUUGGCACUUCUUUCCAGUUCCAGUUGUUCCGUGUGGGCCAGAGGGGAAAUUAGAGAACAUUCCACCAGCACAGGAUGCUAUAAGACCAGAAAGUCUGGUUUUUAGCCUGUGAUUUUUAAAACGCCCAAGUUCCAGAAGUAGUUGAGUUUCACAAGCGUGGGAAACACGCUCCCGAAGCAAGGAUUCAGGACGGCAGAUUUGAAAACCCCUCAUUUCCGCACUUCACUUGCGGGGGGGGGGGGCGGCAGGUGCUGAUUUUGCUGUCAAACGACAGCAUUUGGUUCUGGGGCUUGCACCUGGUUGGUAAAAAUGCUUUUGUCCGAGGGCCCCCAUCCCAUCCAAAGGGCCUGCGGUGCCAGGAGGCGGGCAGGGGGAGGCAGGUGUGCCCAGCGGCGCCCCGCCGUGAGCUGCCCCUGCCAAGCAACAGACAAGCUCGGGGGUUUAGCAGGUGUCACCCUGUGCCGGGCACUGCAGGGUACGUGCAGGGCAAGCCGCCUUCGUCGGGGGGGGGGGUGCAUGGUGCGAGAGGUCAGCCCAGGGCUUGUGUUCUACUCUGGCCUGGUGUGUGGCUUCUGUAGAGAACGCCCCCGAGGGCCCGGGGGGUGCCAUAUGAUAGAGACUCGCCUGCCAAAGUGAGGGCUGCCUAGGGUUCACUGUCAGCAGGAACUCCGUGUCCUUCACCUUGAGACGCAGGUGAAAGAAAAGAACCACAUAAGACGUAAGAGCUUCGAGGAAUCUUCCAAGCGGAACGCUCAGGUGUCGGGAGCAGCUGCCCCUAAAUCAGAGUGUGCCCUGAUCCCCCGGACCAGAUUGUGGCCACGGUGCCCGGGAAGUCAGCAUCUGGGCCGGCCCAAACUCCAGUAACGAGGCGGGUCACCAACCCCCAGGAGGUCACGUAGUCGUGCCUGAUGCCCCGUGUAAGGUGGUGCGUGUCCCGGCUUGAGGAAGGACGUCCUGGGGCUGUCCGCCCCUGGCCGGGCACCCGGGGGUAGAAAUCCCGAGUGACAGGCCUUUUGCCAGAGGCCGGGGGGGCGCCCAGCUGGUGACCACUGCUCCCAGCCCUGCGGCCGCCAUCCCGCCACAGAAGACAGAGGGGCCCAAGGGCGCCGGAGCUGGAGCCAGGGCGGGAGCUCGCCUGCUGACCCUGCGGGAGCCCGGGGCACCCUCCGGCCCCAGCCCCGCCCCCGGGUGCACAGCAGGGGGCCACCGGGCUGCUCAGGCGCCCAGGCAGCGGGAUGCGUAAAAGGGCUUUGCGGCUCGUCACGCGGCUCCAGGUUGGAAAACCUGCCUUCCUUAAACCUCAGGAGCACCCCCGUUUCCCUCCUCCCAGCUGGGCUUCUGUGCUGAGCACGUGCGCCUCUUGAGGCUGCCACCCCUGCCCUGCUCUGAGCAGCCACGUGCUGGGGACGGUGCCCUGCGCCCUUGACCGAGGCCGCUCCACGGGGCCCGGAGGGAGCGGCCUCCCCAGGCCCAGGCCCGGCCGUCGGGUGUCGGGAGUGCUUCCUGCCCCACGUGGCCCCGACUCUCCUGCCCGUGACCCUGAAUCGGGGGUGGGGGGUGCUCGUGUGGCAGCUGGUGUGCUUCCCAGCGGGAGCCCGAGCGGGUCCAAGGUGACGAGGGAGGCAUUUCUGGGAGGGAAACAGGGGACACCGAGUCUCUGCCCCCCGCAGCACAUUUUUCUGUUUCUGUAAAUAGUGAUGUAUAGAAGAUGGAAGAGCGGCCUGGGGUUUAUCUAGAGGUGGGUUUGGUUUCUUUGGGGUUUUGGUUUUUUUUUUUUUCUUUUUUUUUUUCCUUCGGUUGUUUUUAUAUUACCUCAUUCAGCAAGUUUGUUUCACAAUGACUCAAUGAUGCUUUAUUUAUAUUGUUUGUACUGUAAUUAAAACCAUUGACAGACAUUUCACUUUGCUUGUUAUUUCAUAUGAUUUUGUUUUGAUUAAAUAUGCCAGUUUGUAUUUUCCUGCAUUGGGAUUUUUUUGUGUCCGCUGUACAGUAUUCUAAGGGGGGAGAAAAAGAGAAAAAGAGAAAUGUGUAAAGUAAUGGGGAGAGGUGGCUAUAGUGUAGAGACCUCUUUCUAAUAAAGAAAUGAAAAUAUGUCUA